AUGGCAGCCGUUGCCAUGGGUUCAGCAGCCCCUCCAGAAUCAACAAAUGAUCGCCUCCUCCGCAUAAUAUGCAGCAAGGCAGGCAUCGCACUCUCAGAGCUAAGCCAGGAGAACAAGCAUGCGCUCAUCUCCGACGAUGACACCCGCGAUCUGUGGCAACAACUCAGGCACCGAAUAUACGGCUCCGACCCCAGUAACCAUGAGACUCGUACCACGGGCAGAUCUGCCGCUGCGCCGCACCCACAGUCUGCCGAGUUUGAGCGCGUCGCCGGCGUGGAGAGCCUCCACGACCAGCUGAGCCUGACGCCGGACCGCAUCGCGCAGACCGAGGCGGAGCUCGAGAACCUCAACAGGAAGACGCAGUCACUCGUGGACACGCUGCGCAGCCACAACACCCGGCUAAGUGCGAUCCGCGACGGCAGCAGCAACAACGCGCCUGGGGGCGGCGGAGCCAGGACUGCCUUGAGCUCAAAGGCAAGGGAUCUAAAGGCCCGCAAGCAGGAAUUGACCGAAGAGUGUGAACAACUGGCUGCUCAUGCGGACUCGAGACUGGAUCGCUAUCUUGCUGCAUCGGGUGAGAAUGCUCGUCAUGCUGAUCGACAGGGCUCGGCGAAUGGUGUGUCGGUCGAGAUAUCGGCAUCCACUCAGGCCCUUAGGGAGACCCUAGACGGCCUUCUCGUCCCGCACGACCGGAUCCUAGAGAAGCUGGAUGCCCUUUGCACAGAGCUGCAGUAUGACGAUUCAGAGCAAAAGGCGGUGCUGAAUGAUGCGCGGCGGCUUUCCAACGAAAUCAUAUUUGCCAUUGUUGCCCACCAGCGCAUGGUGCUGGACAUCGUCUUCAUCCAGGCAUGCAAUUCUUAUCAGGAAAAAACAAGACGAGGCAUGUCGGCACAAGCCAGGGCCGCGAAUGACGAGCGGGAAGCCAUUGUUGCUGAUCUACGCUCACUGUGGGAAGAGGUCGUGCCUGUGGCACACAUGGCCGUGGAGAAACAGCUUGUCGGUCCUAUCAUCAAAUCCAAGAGCAACGAGAGUGACAGACGCGAAGAGCGUUAUGCCUUGAUAGCAUCAUAUACUUCUGCGAUGCUAGGAUAUAUGAACGAGCGGCUAGAAGAAUUCGCCGAACGGAUCAGGACACUAGUUGCACAUCACAAAGCUCUUGCCAAGACCUUUGAAGUGUUCCAGGCUCGGACGGCGAACAAGCCCAGCGUCAUCAGCCAAGGCGCUCAAAACCAACAACAACAGCAACAACAACAACAACAACAAGGAGGACCCCAGCUUGCACCAAAGACGAGGUCCAAGCAGCUGAGAAGAGGAUUAAUCCCAAGCUCGAGCACGCCGCUAGACGACCUCCUCUCCGCCAUGGAAGCUCUCGGCGUUUCCCUCCCACCUCCCAGUACUGGCGGGGCGGAAGGCGGCGGCCAGCACCACGACACAAUCGCCCUCGCGCACCAUGUCGACAAGCACAUCCAGCGCCGCGCGGCAAAGACCCACGUGCUCGCGACGGACAUGCAGGUGCUCUUCGAAACCACCGCCAAGACGAACAUGACCGACGCCCUCGAGGCGACGAGGAUGCUGGCAGGCUCGCUUGUGGCCGAGUGCAACGGUGGUCUCCUGCCGGAGCCAACGUUGCCAGAAUCCCAGGAUGAUGAUGAUGGUAGUACAGCUGAAUCGCGUGAUAGCACGAGACGAGAUCCGCCAGCGGAGGGCGAGGUGGCGGGGCGCAGCGCGUUCUUCGCCGACGCAGAGCUGCAGAAGAUCACCGCUGACGAGACGCGCUCCGUCAGACGUGUCGCGGACGAGUUCGUAGUGCUGCUGCGCGACACCAAGGCCAACGACGACAGUAGUGGCAAUGGUGGUGCUCGCGGUGUGGUGCCCUACGACUUUGUCGCAAAGGCGUACCAGCAGGCCCUGGCGGCGGCAUCUGCGCAGAGUCGCGACGGAAUGCGGAGUGCUGCUGGUGGUGGGAGUCGCGAACAGCAGCAGCAGAGACAGCUACGUGACCCCAAGAUCCACGAGAUUAUUGACAAUUGGGGAAGUCGUGGUGGUGUUGGUCUUGGCAACUGA
Molecule: messenger RNA, 2064 nt
Organism: Microdochium trichocladiopsis
Lineage: Eukaryota; Fungi; Ascomycota; Sordariomycetes; Xylariales; Microdochiaceae
Exons: 5
Coding region: 1-2064 (687 amino acids)
Source: RefSeq, a predicted model, not a curated record